Messenger RNA from Triticum turgidum subsp. durum (durum wheat), 1086 nucleotides. NCBI's taxonomy places the organism in Eukaryota, Viridiplantae, Streptophyta, Magnoliopsida, Poales, Poaceae. The record is from the annotation of a GenBank genome assembly.
AUGUCGGCCGCCUACGACCGCGCGGCCGAGCUCCGCGCGCUGGACGCGACCCUCGCCGGCGUGCGCGGCCUCGUCGCCAACGGCGUCACCCGCGCCCCCCGCAUCUUUCGCGUCCCUGACGACGUCGACGUCCAUGAAGCGCUGCAGGAGCCCACCGGCGGCCGGCAAGAACCUGCAGCCAUCCCGGUGAUCGACCUCGGCUGCGGCGACCACGCGGCCGUGGUGGGGGCCGUGGGCCGGGCCGCGGCGGAGUGGGGGUUCUUCCAGGUCACAGGCCACGGCGUGCCUCCUGAGGUCGGCUCCUCGGCGUUGGAUGCGGCCCGGGCGUUCCACGAGUCCGCCGGCGGCGAGGGCACCGACAAGGCGCGGCUCUACACCCGCGACCCGGCCAGGGCCGUCAAGUACAACUGCAACUUCGACCUGCACGAGUCCAAGGUGGCCAACUGGCGCGACACCCUGUACCUCCGCGUCGAGCCCCACCCUCCCAGCGCCGGCGACAUGCCGGAGUCCUGCCGCCGUGACGUGUUCUUUGACUACGCCGAGCACGUGAGGAACCUACGGGACACACUCUUUGCCCUGCUGUCGGAAGCACUUGGCCUCCACCCCAACCACCUAGCCGACAUGGGUUGCAACCAUGGCCAGAUGAUACUCUGCCACUACUACCCUCCAUGCCCCGAGCCCUCACUAGCCAUCGGCACCACCCGCCACUCCGACUCCGGCUUCCUCACGGUUCUGCUCCAGGACGGCGUCGGGGGGCUCCAGGUCCUCCACGAGAACCGGUGGGUCGACGUCACGCCAACGCCCGGGGCGUUCAUCAUCAAUGUGGGCGAUCUCUUACAGAUGAUCUCGAAUGACAGGUUUAGGAGCGUGGAGCACAGAGUCAUUGCGAAGAACGAUGCACCGAGGGUCUCGAUCGCAUGUUUCCCAAGCAAUCCAAGUUCGGAGAAGAUAUAUGGCCCCAUCAAGGAGCUGCUGUCGGAGAAGAACCCGUCGUUGUACAGGGAGACACUCGCUAGGGAUUACGUCGCGCACUAUUACUCUGUCGGAUUGGGUCCCAAGAUGGCCAUCAAUGAUUUUCGUCUAUGA